Molecule: messenger RNA, 210 nt
Organism: Ostertagia ostertagi
Lineage: Eukaryota; Metazoa; Nematoda; Chromadorea; Rhabditida; Trichostrongylidae
Source: the annotation of a GenBank genome assembly
AUGGACGCAAUCGAAAAUGUGAAAGUGGUUUGGGGAGAAGGCACUGCAUUGGAACGAACGUUCAUCACUGGUUCCAGAGACGAUUCGCUGGAAGACAAAGAGCGAGCUGGCCGUUCAUCGCUAGUUCAACACGAUGUUUUGUUGAAAACAGUUGAAAUAGAUCGACGUAAACUUCUAAGGAAAUUCCACAAUUAUUGCUGUUCACCUUAA